UAGAGAGUGAAGCUGCUGCAUUUGCUUUAAUUAUUGUCGGCUUUUGCUUUUUCUCCACCUUCACCAUCAAUCUUAUCUGAACCAGAAAUCUUCGGAUUAGCGGCACGACCACGUCUUCCUUUUAGUGUGAGGCAAAAAAUCGAAUGUACAUCUGAGAUCUCUGUGUUUUUUUGGUUACGAAACCAUGGGGAGUGUCUCGUCGGAGGAAGGGAGUGAGGAGAGGUGCGGGAGUUACAGCCUGAGCGCCGACGUCAGCGAGUCGGAGAGCUCGGCAGACGGCGUGGAGGAAGACGAGGACGGUGGCGGCGCCUCCAGCUCCACCGGGUUUUCACCCUUCGUGGCCGGGAGUUCGGCGCCGUUGACGCCGGCGUUCAGUUUUCCCUUGAUCGGAGGCAAGGAUGCGGUGGUUUGGGACGAGACGCCGCAGAAACGUGGCUCCGAUUUGUCCGAAAUUGAGAUGAUGAAAGAGAGAUUUGCGAAGCUCCUACUCGGAGAGGACAUGUCUGGAGGGGGUAAAGGGGUUUGUACUGCCCUUGCCAUAUCAAAUGCUAUCACCAAUCUUUCUGCCACUGUAUUCGGGGAACUGUGGAGGCUGGAGCCCAUGGCUCCACAGAAGAAGACAAUGUGGUGCAGAGAGAUGGAGUGGCUCUUAUCUGUCAGUGACUCGAUUGUGGAGCUCGUUCCCUCCUUACAGAAAAUUCCUGGUGGGGGCACGUACGAGGUAAUGGCGACAAGGCCACGUUCUGAUUUGUGCAUGAACCUUCCAGCUCUGAAGAAACUAGAUGCCAUGUUGAUUAGUAUUCUUGAUGGGUUUCGUGAGACUGAGUUUUGGUAUGUGGAUCGAGGGAUAGUCGUGGAUGAGUGUGAUCAGUACUCAUCGGGGGUGUCUUCUGGUAGGCCUUCGGUUAGACAGGAGGAGAAGUGGUGGCUGCCCUGCCCUAAAGUUCCCGGUAAAGGGUUGUCCGAUGAUGCAAGGAAAAGGUUACAGCAGUGCAGGGAUUGCACGAACCAGAUUCUGAAAGCAGCUAUGGCCAUAAACAGCAACGUGCUAGCCGAGAUGGACAUUCCAACUGCCUAUAUGGAAACCCUACCCAAGAAUGGAAGAGAUUGUUUGGGUGACAUCAUCUACCGUUACCUAAAUGCCGAUCAGUUCUCUCCCGAGUAUCUUCUCGAUUGCCUCGACUUGUCAUCGGAGCACCACACAGUUAAUGUGGCGAACAGGAUUGAGGCAGCCGUGCACGUAUGGAAGCUGAAAGAAAGAAAGAAACACCCCAACAUUGAUAAACCCAAACGGAAAUCGUGGGGUGGUAAAGUGAAGGGCUUGGUGGCUGAUGGAGAAAAGAAUCAUUUUCUGGCUCAACGCGCUGAAACCCUGCUGCACACUCUCCGGCUCCGUUUUCCGGGUCUUCCACAGACUGCACUCGACAUGAGCAAAAUCCAGUACAACAAGGAUGUGGGGCAUGCAAUUCUGGAAAGUUACUCGCGGGUCAUGGAGAGUUUGGCUUUCAACGUAAUCGCAAGAAUCGACGAUGUUGUGUACGUUGAUGAUGCCACGAGGCAAUGUGCUGCUGCCGAGGUCCACUCGAUUUUCAACCGGGGAGGAGGGUUCAAUGGCCUGCCUGUACAGAAAAAGAUGUCCCCAAGCCCUUUCUCCAUUCAGCACACACCUUAUGCAUCUCCUUUCGCGACCCCAACUUUCUGCUCGUCCCCUCCUCAGCCAAGCAGCCCGAGUAAGACAGAUACACCACUCGACAAGAGUAGCACUAAAGCCCCAAACCACAGUAAAGACAACAACAAGGUGAUGCAGGCGGAUUUGGAUAAGCUGUGGUCGUAUGCUGGGAAUCUGAACCUUGGGUCAAGGAGGGUCACUGGGGAUGCCCCAGAGCGUGACUGAUUAAAUGGUUAAAUUAUAUGACAAAACUGAAGUUAGGGACUUGCCCGUCUUUCUAGUAUUUAUUCUGUAUAUGUGGUCUAGCGUAGUGUUUCGUAUUUUCAAGUUUUGACAUUCGUUUUCUUUUCUCUUUUAAGAUCUGGAUGGGGGGGUAUAGUUGGGGGGAAUUUGGUUUACUGUAAGUUUGAACAAUUUUAAUUUGUCAGCUUGGCUGUAGCUGAACUUGGAUGCUCCGUUUGAUGUCUUAACCUUACUUUCGGGACAAAGGUCCCAGGUUUGGUUUGGGUGUAGUGACAUUUAUCUGUAGUAAAAGAGAGGAACUUGAGAUUAGUCAGCCAAGUCUGUUUUAAUCAGGCCAAACUUUAAGGGUGCGUUUUAGUAAUUUUCAAGUAAUUGAUAGCUGUCUGGC
Molecule: messenger RNA, 2300 nt
Organism: Striga asiatica
Lineage: Eukaryota; Viridiplantae; Streptophyta; Magnoliopsida; Lamiales; Orobanchaceae
Source: the annotation of a GenBank genome assembly